Molecule: messenger RNA, 1203 nt
Organism: Penicillium salamii
Lineage: Eukaryota; Fungi; Ascomycota; Eurotiomycetes; Eurotiales; Aspergillaceae
Source: the annotation of a GenBank genome assembly
AUGGCCAUCACAAUUCUGCCACCGGUAGUAGAGGACCUAGGUCCCUACCACGCCGACUCCGACGAUUCUAUGUCCGUGGACUCCGACCAAGACGUCGAGAUGACUGGUGUCUCUCGGCCUCACAAGCGCCCCCGUUUACAACCAAACUCAGGCAUCAGCACUGGAGUUGUCACCCCAGGUGAAGUGGUCACAUCUGAUCCACAAUGGAUGAGAGGCCACGGUACUUAUAUGAACCCCCUCUCGACAUCAAUUAUCGCGACUGUUGCUGGAAAUGUUCAAAAGACAAAUAAGCUACUCUCCGUGCAGCCACUGCGUGCGCGUUACACCCCCGAAAUUGGAGAUUUGGUCGUCGGCCGUAUUGUCGAAGUGCAAUCUCGACGUUGGAAAGUCGAUGUAGCUGCACCGCUGCUUGCGCAGCUUCCUCUCUCAGCCAUCAAUUUGCCCGGCGGUAUCUUGCGUCGACGAACGAGUGCCGAUGAGCUUCAGAUCCGAACAUUCUUCAGUGAGGGUGACCUGGUGAUUGCCGAGGUGCAGAGUGUGCAUCAGGAUGGGUCCGCAUCACUACAUACGCGCUCUUUGAAGUACGGCAAGCUGCGGAAUGGUAUCUUCCUCGCAGUGACAGGAACCGGAGGCAGUGGGUCAUCCGGCUCUAACGUUAAGGGUGGUGUGGGAGCUUCCUCGGCUGUAAACAGCUCCCUGGCUGCACCUGGAGGAUCCGGUACUGGUGGUGUGGUUCGGUCCCGACGUCAGGUUUGGACCCAGGAAACUGCCAACGGGGGUGGUGAAGUGGAUAUUAUCCUGGGAGUCAACGGCUACAUUUAUAUUUACAAGCAUACCGACGGAGCGGAUGCGGCAUCUUCGACAACGGAAAAUGUCUCGAUUAGUCGAUUGGAAGAGAUGGCAUCUAGUACCAUCUACUCCAGCCAAAACGACGACAUCUCGCCCCAGACCCGCCGGGAAAUUGCACGUUUGUCGCAAUGUAUCCAAGUCUUGGUGCAACACGGAGUGCGUGUGGACGAAGAAACUGUGACUGGCUCCUACGAGGUCAGCUUGCAGGUGGAUCUGGAGGUUGGCGACGACGAGGACGAGGAGGAUGAAUGGCGACAGGAAGGCCGCGAAUAUCUGGAAGGCGCCAAGGCGCGGCGGAUUAUCGAGUUGCUCGCUCAGCGCCUCGUCAAGCAAAAGGACCAGAAGAAGGAGUAG